Molecule: messenger RNA, 3633 nt
Organism: Clupea harengus (Atlantic herring)
Lineage: Eukaryota; Metazoa; Chordata; Actinopteri; Clupeiformes; Clupeidae
Gene: waca
Product: WW domain containing adaptor with coiled-coil a
Biological process (GO): positive regulation of TORC1 signaling; regulation of autophagy
Cellular component (GO): nucleus
Molecular function (GO): chromatin binding; RNA polymerase II complex binding
Source: RefSeq, a predicted model, not a curated record
CCUCUCCGUAGAUAGGGGCAGAGUCUGUUGUGUGCGAGUCGGAGAUGGACCCAGGGCGCUCUUCCGAUUAGCGAAUGCUAAAAGAGACUCACUUAGCAAGAACUAUUGAUAUAACAUACUAGAUUGGCUUUAACCUGAAAACAAAACACAUAAGUUUAUUAUCUUUCACAUCCGCUCCACACACACCAACACGGGAUUGAUGGUAAUGUAUGCAAGGAAACCAGCGAGACUCGGCGAUGGGUGCAACGACCGAAGGGACUCACAGCCCUAUCAGACCCUUAAAUACUCAUCGAAGAGUCAUCCCGGUAGCGACCACCGGCAUGAGAAGAUACGAGACCCUGCUGAUGCUACCCCACCGUGCAAAAUCCUGCGGCGAUCUGACAGCCCAGACAACAAACACACCGACAGUUCCAGUCAUGGCCGGGCGAAAGCGAUCCACACACACCGAGGCAGAGAGAGGGAUGGAGGGACCAGUUAUUCCCCUCAGGAGAACUCCCACAACCACAGUGCUCUGCACAGCGCCAACUCCCAUUCCAACCCCAACAGGACGGCUGACACACCCUAUGAGCCUGCAGAUGACUGGUCAGAGCACAUUAGCUCCUCUGGGAAGAAGUACUACUACAACUGCAGGACAGAGGUGUCACAGUGGGAGAAGCCUAAGGAGUGGCUCGAAAGAGAGCAGAGGCAGAAGGAGGCUGCCAAGACAACGGUAGUCAACAGCUUCCCCAAAGACCGAGACUACAGACGGGAGGCUAUGCAGGCCACGGUUGCCUCCAGCUUCCCUACCAAGUUGGCAUCAGACAAGCCUUCCUCCCUCUCCUGUACGUCUCAGUCCUCCUCUUCCUCGGCGUCUGGCGCCAGUGCUGCCGGCCAGCCCGGCUCAGCCUCCGUCUCCACGGUCCCCGUCUCCCCGGUGAUGCAGUCUCCGGUCGCGUCCACCCUGCUCCAGGACCCCUCCCUCCUGAGACAGCUCCUCCCCGCGCUGCAGACCGCCCUGCAGCUCAACAAUGCCAGCGUGGACAUGGCCAAGAUCAAUGAGGUUCUGACAGCAGCCGUGACUCAGGCGUCCCUGCAGUCUAUGCUCCAUAAGAUCCUCACGGCCGGCCCGUCUGCCUUCAACAUCACCUCCCUGCUCUCCCAGGCUGCCCAGCUGUCCAACCAAGCCCAGCCAUCCAGCCAGUCGCCCAUGUCUCUGACUUCAGACGCCUCAUCGCCCCGCUCCUAUGUGUCCCCGCGCAUCAGCACCCCCCAGACCAACACCGCAUCCCACAAGCCACUGCUCAGCACGCCACCCGUCGCCUCUCAGACCAAGGUGAGCACACCUGUUGUGAAGUCAGGCUCCCACCCUCAGCCCUCUCCCCAGCAGCCCCAGCCCUCGGACAAGCACCACCACGACACGUCCAGCUCCCCCCGCAACCUGCAGAGACAGAGCAGUCAAAGAAGUCCCUCCCCUGGCCCCAAUCAUGUCGCCGCGAGCAACAGCAGCACCAAUAACCACAGCAGCAGCAGUAGAGUGGGUGGGGCCGCGGGGGCAAGUGGGGGGGCCCAGGCCGACCCCCCAGGACGGUCUGCGUGCUUCACCCCCUCCCUGGCGGCACACUUUGACGAGAGCCUCAUCAAGCACGUACAGGGCUGGCCAGCGGAGCACGUCGAGAAACAGGCGGCUCGGUUACGCGAGGAGGCUCACACCAUGGGCAGCAUCUACAUGUCGGAGAACUGCACCGAGCUGAAGAACCUGCGCUCUCUCGUCCGAGUGUGUGAGAUCCAGGCCACGCUGCGUGAGCAGAGGAUACUGUUUUUGAGACAGCAAAUCAAGGAACUUGAAAAGCUGAAGAAUCAGAAUUCCUUCAUGGUGUGAACUUCAGUGCACCGGAGUGUUGGGGAUCUGGAAAAGAGUGGGGCUGAGGAGAGAGGGGCUGAAGAGUGUGUGUGUGUGUGUGUGUGUGUGUGUGUGUGUGUGUGUGUGUGUGUGUGGUUGUGAGGUGCAUCAACCUGUUGCACACAUUCAGAACCCUGGAGAACCGUGGUUGUGCUAUUUGGGCCCAGCUGUGCCUAUAGACAGAAAUACAUCCACUUCUGGACCAAGAGGGUGAAUGUGUGUGUGUGCGUGUGUCUGUGCGUGUGCGUGUGUGUUGGUGUGGGUGGAUGUGGUGGGGCUUGGGUGUUGAAACUGAACCGCCCCACACCUCUCCUCUCUGCCCUGGGCGUGUAGAUUUCCAGUAGAUGUUAUUUCCAUGUUUGUAAAUAGGUUUUGUAGAAGCCAUGGAAAGCCAUGCCUAUCAGAGAAACAGAAGAAGAAGGUAAAAAAAAAAAAGAAGCUUUCCACAUCCAAACGAUGGAGCAGACAUCAACUGGAUCCCUGUUGGCCUUUGGAACUUUCUCUUAGCUCUGGGGGAGGAUGCCAGCAGGCUUUUUCUUGCGGUAGACUGAGACCGGUGAACCAUUUGCCCUGAGCACGCACCACGGACCUGCAUGGAUACGAUGGACGAUCUGAAUGGGACGGUCACCAAACAUGUAACUCCCUUACCCCUUGUCCUCCACACUUCCAAACAAACACACACAAACACAUAGGACUCCCGUCAGUCGCUCAAACACUCAUCCUCUCCACUUGGACCCCCCCCCCUCAAUCUCACCAUGUCGCACGGAGACUCAUGCAUACACACCUCUACAGUUUUCUCUCUUAUUCACAACCACAUACUGGCAUACACACACACACACUCAGUUUAAUGACGGAUUUUUCUCAUUGUGUGGACUGUAACAAUGAAGCGUAACUGGUUAGCAGCGUAGUCUCCUGUAUCCUCUGUUUGUUCUCUGACGGCCUGGUUCAGAGGGGGCCUCCUGUCUGCCUGCAGUUCCUCCAGUGGCCUGCUCACACUGCCCCCCAGUGACUUGGCUCCAGUACUGCAAUCACCAGUGCCUGUCAGUAUGACGGAGAUGGGAAAAGGCGGCGGGGGAUUGUGGGCUAGUGACAGCGCUCAGUUUGGGUUGAAAGAGAGUAAGGACCAUUGCCGCAGCUUAACGUACCCACAUGGGCCCCACCCAGCACGCACCAAUCAGGCUUUGUUCUAGCAACAUUGAGGUGGAGUCUAGUUGCUGAAACUCCCACCCCUGCCCACUCCUUUUUUUUCUUACCUUUUUUUUUUUGUUUGUUUGUUUUCAGGGGGUUUUCAAACUUUUCAUCCAGUCUCUCUCUCUUGUGUACUUCUGUUGCCCGUCUGUCUGUUUUUAAAAAGCUGUACUUUAAAAGGGUGCGAUACGUUCCUUUAAGAACGUGACGCGCCCUCACAUAAAGCAAAUAUCAUUCCUUUGUACAGUCGUCAAAGUAGUAAUGGAAUUUAAAAAGAGAAAGCCGCUUUAUUCAAAAGUUGCAGUGAUUAUUAGUAUAUCAGAUUUGUUGUAUCCAUAAAUUAUUGCUGCACAUUUUUCAUUUGCGCCCUGUACGUUCGGACGGAGUGGAGGGUGGGGAGGGGUUGUGCUGCUGGGGGUGUUGGGAGGGGGAUGUCACACAGGCAAGGACUGGACAUUUGUGACUUCCCACACCUCAUCAUCGUCAGGGUCGGGGCAGAGGCACACAGGGGUCACAAGGUCAAAUGUGAAUUGUAUGUAUUGUAAUAAACAUUCUAACUAAAGCGA